This is a messenger RNA of Prorocentrum cordatum, 507 nucleotides long. Lineage: Eukaryota; Dinophyceae; Prorocentrales; Prorocentraceae. The record is from the annotation of a GenBank genome assembly.
AUGCCGCGGCGGCACGCCCAAGUCUUGCAGGCGCCAAUCAGCUCGGGGGAUGGGGCAGCACUGCCCCGCCGGAUUGCGCCGCGUGCCUGGGCCCUCCGGCGCGACAAGAAGCGGCGAGGGCUGGCCUUGGACUACGGCGGCGAGCCAGUCCGCCUGCAUCAGAGAGCACCGCCGACCCCGCCCGUCUUCGCGACCGCACCGGCGGCGGAGCCCCGCGCGGAGAGGGAGCGCCGCGCGCGUCCUGCGCGUGGCUGCAGCCCGCAGCGUGGCGGCAGGACUGCGCGUUCGAGUUGCUGCCGGAAGCCGAGGGGCGGCGCCCUCGGGCGCUGGCGCUCCGCCGCUGGCCCUCCCAGGCUGAGCCGUCUCGUGGCCACGUUGGGGCAGCCCGGGCGCAUCCUCGGGCGCAGUGUGGCAAACGUGCACGUUGUUGUACCGCCAUGCGUGGGGUUGUUCGGCACGCCCUGCCGGGGAGGGGAGAGCCACCUUUCGAUGUUCGAGCGCAAGUAG